AUGAACAAAAUCGAUGGCUGGGGAUCUUUGGAGGCCGAGGGAAAAAUAUUCAUAAUGACGAAGCCUCAACACGACGCUACCUUCUCACGCAUGAACAAAAUCGAUGGCUGGGGAUCUUUGGAGGCCGAGGGAAAAAUAUUCAUAACGAUAAAGCCUCAACACGACGCUACCUUCUCACGCAUGAACAAAAUCGAUGUCUGGGGAUCUUUGGAGGCCGAGGGAAAAAUAUUAAUAAUGAUGAAGCCUGAACACGACGCUACCUUCUCACGCAUGAACAAAGUCGAUGGCUGGGGAUCUUUGGAGGCCGAGGGAAAAAUAUUCAUAAUGAUGAAGCCUCAACACGACGCUACCUUCUCACGCAUGAACAAAAUCGAUGGCUGGGGAUCUUUCGAGGCCGAGGGAAAAAUAUUAAUAAUGAUUAAGCCUCAACACGACGCUACCUUCUCACGCAUGAACAAAAUCGAUGACUGGGGAUCUUUCGAGGCCGAGGGAAAAAUAUUAAUAAUGAUUAAGCCUCAACACGACGCUUCCCCCUCAAUCGCCACCAAAAUCGAUGUCUGGGGAUCUUUGGAGGCCGAGGGAAAAAUAUUCAUAACGAUAAAGCCUCAACACGACGCUACCUUCUCACGCAUGAACAAAAUCGAUGGCUGGGGAUCUUUCGAGGCCGAGGGAAAAAUAUUAAUAAUGAUUAAGCCUCAACACGACGCUACCUUCUCACGCAUGAACAAAAUCGAUGGCUGGGGAUCUUUGGAGGCCGAGGGAAAAAUAUUCAUAACGAUAAAGCCUCAACACGACGCUACCUUCUCACGCAUGAACAAAAUCGAUGGCUGGGGAUCUUUGGAGGCCGAGGGAAAAAUAUUCAUAACGAUAAAGCCUCAACACGACGCUACCUUCUCACGCAUGAACAAAAUCGAUGGCUGGGGAUCUUUGGAGGCCGAGGGAAAAAUAUUAAUAAUGAUGAAGCCUCAACACGACGCUACCUUCCUCAAUCGCUGA
This is a messenger RNA of Necator americanus (New World hookworm), 996 nucleotides long. RefSeq lists its product as uncharacterized. Bases 1 to 996 code for a protein of 331 amino acids. The transcript has a single exon. NCBI's taxonomy places the organism in Eukaryota, Metazoa, Nematoda, Chromadorea, Rhabditida, Ancylostomatidae. The record is from RefSeq and is a predicted model, not a curated record.